AUGUCUUCAAGAACUCUCCCCCUCCUAUUCAUCAACCUCGGCGGAGAAAUGCUGUAUAUCCUGGACCAGCGGCUUCGAGCUCAGAACAUCCCUGCUGACAAGGCUAAGAAAGGUAGCCGGCUAGCUUAGCUUAGUUCGGACUGUUGGUAUGUUUACAUGUUUGUGAGUAAAAAUCACGCUUACACUGACGUUUAUUUAUUUUUCCUCUCGGUGUUUGAUUAAAACAUCACCAUUUUAAGAUAACAGUUAGUACACUAAGUGUUAAUAAUUAAAUAUGUAUUUUCAAAGCACACUUUCAUCUAUUAAUCUGCUUUCGAUUUGUAAAGUUUCCACAAUAGCUGGCUGGAUAGACGAGGACAGAAGGAGAGGUAUUAUCAUAGAGCUGCAUUAGUGGCUCACCGCUCUUCUGCUUUGACUUAGACUGGAGACAAACUUGCCUCAUGGACAACUGAAAUAGAUAAACAGACACCAGAUGAGAUUCAUAUGCACAGUUCAGUUUACAAGUACAUCAUAUAUGUGAUUUAAAUGACUGACAUACACAGAUCUUGAGCACAGAGUUGUUUGGGUGCACGAGGAGUCACUGCAAAGUCAAAUUAUCAAUGAAGGGAUUUGCUUUAAAGAAGUGGUUCUCAACUGGUCUCACUGUGGGACCCACAUUUUCCCAUGGUACUGAAUUCCUGGCCCACUUUAAUCGAAUUCAAACCCUGCAAAUUUGUUUUUAAUAAAAAAAACCUUUAGAGACUCAAAUCUUUAACACAAAUACACCUGUUUUAUUGAGUAAAGUGCAUUUCAGAACACAUGAACUGAGGACAACAACUACUGAAGUUGCUACAGAAAAUAUCAAAUUGCACAAAUUAAGCUAUUUUUCAAAAUAAAAGACAUGUCAACCGGCUGUUUGCGACCCAUCUAGAAAGUGUCCAUGACCAACCUUUGGGUCGGGACCCACCAGUUGAGAACCACUGCUUUAAAAUACUGAAUAAUAUCUAAAUCCACAAAGCAGCCCCCCUAGGUCAAAUUUGACACACUAUCCAGUAUACAACAAAACAAAAUGUUGUCAAUAUUGUCUCUUGUGUCAUAAAAAAAUUGCACAUGCACUUUAAGAUAAUGCCAGUAAGGCUCAUCUGGGGUAACCACUGUCUCUGCUCUCAGAGCUGUGUUUCAUUUUUGACACCUCCCUUUUUAUCUUAUUGACCUUUUGCUUCCUCAUACAAGAAAAUAGCUGAAUCUACAGUAACGCCUUGCUGUGUUAAGCAAGUUGAAUUUCCUCUGUCUUGAGCCAAUGGGAAGCUUAAAAAGGUUAGGAAAAGGUGAAGUUGACUGGAAAAUUUGACAUCUAGAACAGUGACUGUUAUCACUUCUGUCACUUGCAUCAGUGAUUGAUUGAAGUAAUCAUGAAAAAAAAAACAUUUCUGGGGUGGCUUUAACACAAACAACUUUCCAAAUCGGACCUGUGCUGAUGGCUUUUCAUGCUUCUGCUUUAUUGGGGCACUAUGGGAAAGGCUUUGGGUGAAAUGGUUUGGGCCAACAGUAUAUAGUAUAGACUGCCUAUCUAGUUGCCUUUAAGCUUCCACUACGAGCUAAGAUUUUAUACGACCUUUUUGUGACUGGAAUCUUUUUGCUGUACUUUUUGCUUGACUAGUUAUGAAUGACAUCAUCACCACCAUGUUCAACAAAAAGUUCCUGGAAGAACUUUUUAAGCCGCAGGAGCUUUACUCCAAAAAGGCCCUGCGGACUGUGUUCGACAGGUUGGCUCACGCCUCCAUAAUGAGACUCAAUCAAGCAAGCAUGGACAAGGUGAGUCAUGAUAAAUACAGAUGUGGGCCUUCUUCUUCACAUUUGUUUUCACUGCAUUCAGCACACAUUUUUACUACUUUAGCGCACAGAGCAAAUCAACACAGUAAUCACACACUCACAUCAUUGAUUUCAGCUUGUCUUAUAGCCUCAUGAUAAAGCAUUCUGUGUUUGUAGUUAAGAGUCAACUUUGCUACCUCUCUUUACAUCAGUUAGUGCAGUUUAUCAUAAGAAGUGAGUAGGGCUUAGUUAGAUCAUGUUGCAGUUUAAAAGUAUGGAGGACUUUGUAUCUUAUUGACUCAACAACACUGUUUAUGGCUCCCUCUGCUGUUUAUAAAUUAAUAUUUAUUGUCCUCCUUACAGCUCUACGACUUGAUGACCAUGGCUUUCAAGUACCAAGUGCUCCUUUGUCCCCGGCCAAAAGACAUCCUCCUCGUCUCCUUCAACCACAUGGAUGCAAUCAAAGACUUUGUGAAAGAUACACCAAGCAUCCUCGGCCAGGUUGAUGAAACAUACCAACAGCUCAUCGAGGUACUUAAGUCUUCUCUCAGUGGUUAUAUAGACACUAGUGUGAAGCUGCAAAAUGAGAAAUGGCUUGUAAGGGCUACUCAAAGAUCUCAGGAGAGGCAGGGGCGAGGCAGGUUCUUUUUUAAAGCACAUUUCAACAAACAUCAGACAUCAAAAUAUUAUUACUAAGGGAAGAAGAAACUUUUUUUUUGAGAAACCUGUUCAAGUUUUGUUACAGUAAUCAAAUUCACUUUAGGUAGUUUGGGAAAAAAAGGCUUUAAAAUAGAUAUCGUGCAGAGAGGCAUCUAAAUUUGGCUUAGUUUACAAUGAAAGAAGAACAAAAAAGGAAGUGAAACCUGUUGGCUUUUACAUGAAACAUUGUGUUCCCUUAAAAAAGUCCAGAAACUUAUAAUUAGUACAAUAGAGCCAAGAAGGGGAAAAACCUGUCAAUGUCAGAAAUACUGCAAAUCCUCAGUUAAUGACCAGUAUUCCAUCUAUGUCCAGUCCAAAUAAUAACCAAGAUCUUUAGCUUUAUGAGUGAUCGAAGGCAGAUUCAUAUUUCUGAUAUGGAUUAUAGAAACAGGAAACUACUAACCGUUGAGUUCACAAUGAUCAACCACACUCAUCCAUAAAUCCUGUAAAAUCAGACUGUAAUCAGAUUAGUAGUGAGGGGCAACAAAUGUCAUCUCUGUCAGCUUUCCAUGUCUGCUCAGUGAGGGCACAGGGGAAGAACUUUUUUGAUCCUGUGGAGGGAAAUCUACUGAAUUGAAAUAAAUACAGCAGCGUCAACAUCACGUUAAUAAACUCAUGUAUGGAGGAGAAAUUAGUGCCGGUUUGUAUUUUGCAGUGAGGCUGAUUUACGCAGAGAUAGGUGUGAUUUGUUCUAAAUUAAUAUAUAAUGAACUAUGUUAACUAUGUUGAUGUUAACAUCAGUGGCACACAGGAGCACAAAUCAUUUGUGCUUUAUAAAUAAUGCAGUGUCUUCUUGACUAGAGAAUAAGACCCUCACUUUGUGUAAGAUAUAAACAAUUCUAAUCCCCAGAGACUUAGAGAAUUUAAUAUAAAGGCCUGACUCUAAUAAAAGCCUGUCUCAUUUAUAGGCCUCGUUCCAGCGGCAGUUAAAACAAAAGACAAAAGACCUGGCCUGUAUUUAAACAGAAAUUUUGACCAAUCAAACCAUGUCUUUUUUUCUGUCUUAAUUUUUUACUUUUAGAUGUAUACACCUCUAUCUGCUGGGGAAUUCCAGCUGAUCAGACAAACUCUUCUUAUCUUUUUUCAAGACAUGCACAUCAGAGUGAGUCCAUUAUUUUUUUAUUUUUGUGAAUUUGAAUUACAAACACUUAAAACUAAACCAUAUUAUAAUGACUUUUGUUUUGUAUCUUAUUUUCCUCACAACUCUUUUCCUUUUUUCUCUCUUCUCUUCCAGGUGUCUAUUUUCCUUAAGGACAAAGUACAGAACUCUAAUGGUCGCUUUGUGCUCCCUACCAGCGGUCCAGUGCCUUAUGGAACACAAGUCCCUGGCUCGAUAAGGUACCAUGCUGUGUAGCUGUUGGCCUGUAUGGUCAGAUCUCUACUAUCAUCAUUCGAAAAAAGAUGAAUAUUAAAUAGGUGUAUUGUUUUGAAAAGUCAUUUCAGUCUCUCUGAUGGUCAAUAUUGUUUGCUUUUUUGCCUCUCAUCUGUUCACUGAUCUCACUCAGACACUGCGGUCUUAAGCAGGCCCAUCUACAGCUAAUUGCAUUACGGAGGUUACUUUGUACAAGCAUUUACAUUCUAAUUUUAGAUGGGAAGUAUCUGGCUUGGAUUCAGAUACCCGGGGUUUGUCUGUGCCCAGUGAAACAUUAACCAUAUCAUGAAAAAAAAAAACCCACAUAAAGGCCUUCUGAGCCUCAUCUGUGUUUAAGUAUCUAUAGAGCACUGAGAGGAGCUACUUUCACUACAGGGGGAUGCAUUCAGAGCCUGUUUAACUGUAAGAUUUUGUGUUUUUGUCAUUCAAGGAUGUUUAGCUGUACUGGUGAAGAGUUGGGCCGGCUGCAGUUCACGAACGGAGGAAACUACACAGCUGCUCUUCGGGAGGGAUCAUUUGAGAUAUUUGGAGACAGGGUCACCAAACUAGGCACAAAUAUGUAAGAUGUUUACAAGUGCAUUGAAGAUAAAGCAUUUGGGCCAUUUUGUACAGAUCAUUUUGUACGAUCAUUACUCAGUUUUGUCCUCAUGUAAUCAUUCAGGUACAGUGUGAGCCGGCCUGUGGAAACCCACAUGUCUGGAACCUCUAAAAACUCUGCACAGCACACUAAGGUGAAACAGCUUUACUGCUUGGAGUCAGAACUUCUAACAUUAUGAAUAUUUGUUCCAACAUAUUUCAACUCUGUACACAACAUGUUUAGUGAACCUUUAGUGAAAGUAAACCAGGUCCAGAACUGUGCGAAUGCCUUGAUGUAAACAAAUGAUUGUUUGCCAAUAGGUCAACACAGCUCCCAAUCCCCUGGCUAAAGAGGAGCUGAAUCUUUUGGCCAAAUUAAUGGGAGGAUUAGAAGUUCAGAAAGCAGGAAAUGCAGACAGCGCCUUCAGGGUCAACCUCUUUGCCACAGACGAGGAAGAACAGUAAGUGGAACCUGUUUUUUUGCUCUCUGCUACCUCACUUUACAUAAAAUAUCCAAGUAUUUUAAGUUACAAUGACAAAUAUUGUGAUUCUCUUUAAUCGCAGGGAGGCUUUAAUAUCAAGACCUGAUGAGCUUUCAUACGGAGUCAUAAACAUUCAAGCCACAAAGGUAACAAAGGUUUAAAACUCUGCUGUCCCUGUUUAAAGAUUAAAGGCUUCUUAAUGGUGCACUCACACCAGGGCCAGAGCCCAAGUACUAUUUGUACGCAUGUCUUAAUGUGAUGCAAUACACUCAUGUCUUGUACACACAACAUCAUGUGGGGGCUUAAGUUUGCACAAAGCACGUCCUUGACCUCAUGUUUACUGUCUCGUGUCUGAUUUUGAAUCUUUUGUGCUUGGACGUGCGCAUGAGCGACGUCACCGUGCUGAAGCCCACCUCUCCUGACCAUGUGUGCUUGAACAUGGCAUGGAGCAAUCCCACUCAUCAGACAAGCUUAUGUACUGUGCAGAUUGCCUGGUGUGAGUGCAACCCUAUUAGAUAAAGUAAAGCAAAUGGGAGAUUCAGACACACAGGGAGAAAGAUUUAAGGAUGCCAGAUUUUCUGUAUUUGUGUAAUUAAACUUCACUUCGGAACAGAUUUCUGUCAGCUAAGGGCAAGUGUGGCCAUAGAUUUUGUCAGAGAUGUUAGGAACAGAACUGCUGAGGAGGUGCAUUGACUAUGACCUGGUUUGUGUAGUUGUAAGCCAAGCAAAUGCUCCAUCUCAGACUUAGUUCACACUUGAUAAGCACCUAACUUUUUGGCCAAAUCUGAACUGUUGCGGCAGACGGGCUUGUUAACAGCAUUAUCAAAACUAAUCUCAGGCCCUCUUGACCCCAACAAAGCCAUCUUCAGAGGAGAAAAAUGCAGACUUUGUACUCACCUAUAGAUUUUCUUGUCCAAGAAAUUUGUCUUGGAUAUGUAAAAAAGAGGAACUUGUAGUCUGGACAUGCCCAGUCUGUUAGCUUCAACACUGGCAGUUUGUCUCUUACCCUUGAAAAGAACCCCCAUGAUUGAUCGUAGGCCCAAUUUUUACCCACCUCAAUGAAAGGCUUAAGGUCCCAGUCAAUGAUCGGAGAUGUAAGGCUUUGCCAGUCUAACAGGAUUUACUGUAAUGAGGUGUCAGUCCAGGUGAUGACCACUCUGGCACUAACGAUUGGUGGUUUUUCUUUCAGGACCAACAGGCUAAUGCCGAGCUGGCCAAGAUCAUGGGAGAGUUCACAGAGUCUGGGGAUCAAUCUCCCUGUUCUAGCAGCAAAGGUGACGACCUUCUUGCUAUGAUGGACGGCCUGUGACAUGGUCACCCUGACAGAAGGACUUGGGCACAACGCAUCGUCAGCAGUCUGUUCUACUGUGGACCAGGCUGCUGUCUGAACCUGCAAACUCUCUGCACCAACCUCUCAUGCAGCCAGAUUCAUUCUGGGGUUGGUUUUUGAAAUGCAGAUGGAAGCAGGUGUUUCCACUGGUUGUCACACAACCAACAACAAACUGCAGAUUUAAGUUGCAUCUACAAAACUGUGCUGGGAUGAGCUUCAAUCUGCAGUACAGUGUAAUAGUACAUAGGCUGUAAACUGAGUUUCAGGUCAUCAAAACAAACUGUAGGGCUUUAUCUGUGUGCUGACCAGCUGUACGAGGUUUUAGCAACGUCACAGUGUUCUGUUUGUAAAAUCAGACUGUGCUACUGUAACAAAAUACACAUUCAUCCAGCUUGAGUUUCAACAACCCAUCACAGCUUUAGAGUUCUGUGUUGAUCACCAUCAAGGAGAUAGUUUACUUUUGGGAAUCAGAGGGAAACCAAGUGCUCUUUCCCAUGAGAUUCAAAUUCUCUCAAAUCUCUCUGCUGGUGAGAAAUAUGUGGAUCUUGAAUUGAAUUGCACUAACUUUAAAACACAGGGACCAAGAUGUAAGACGUUUUCACUAUCUAGUAAUUUCUAUGAAAGAGAGACGGCCCAUAGAUGUGCUCAUUUAUGAGUAUGAUAUUAUAUUAUAAAGUACUUCAGCAAUAUAAAUUAUAUCCAAUGUGUAAAUAUGUUGAUUGCACAUUUUAUUUAUUUGAAUGCAUCAUUGUUUACCUCGUAUCUAUUGUGUGUAUAGCAUAUUGCUUCAGUUGUUGCAUUGUUGAGUGCAAUGUAGGAUUUUUAAUAAAUAGCCUGAGGGGAAAAAAACAAAUUUUUGUGCACUGUUGUUUGAAAUGUAUCAUUUGCAUGUGUACUGAUGCAAUGACAUGUUAAUAAUGGCAUGUGCACUGCAAUAGAUUUUUUUUUUUUUUUUUGUAGUUGCAAAUAUGCAACAGUAGGAGGAGCUGUCAGUCCUUUUCCAGUCUAGUCUGGCUGCCACAUGCUUCUUCAGUGUAUGUUUUUUUUCAAGUACCCACAUCAGAUUCUUGGUUUCUGGUUCAGUUUUUUUUUUUCCAGAAAUGCUGUUUUCAUUUCAAUUUAAUGAAAUGCAAAUCACAAAGGCACUGACCUAUCCUCCAGCGCAGACCAACAAUGAGAAUUAAAACAACAGCUAUCUGUGCAGCUGUCUGUUUGUGUGCAGCCUGCCAGCAAAAAACCAGUCCGAGUAAGAUAAUCUACGCUCCAAACCGCACUUUCUCACACAAAUACACACUCAGACACAGGUGCAUACCAUGCACGCAAAACAUGCUGAGACAUUUCUCUGAAUUUAUCUGCGGGAGGAGGACUCUGGUGAGGUCUUCCCAAUAAUCUUGGCAUAGCAGGGACAAGAAACGCUGUGUGCCCCAGGGACACAGCCUACCUGCAAAACAAACAGAAACCAGAUCUGAUGGCAGUCGUCCCAUAAGAUGAGGUGAUUGAGCCAACCAGCCUCACAAAAAAAGAAUGCUGAACAUAAACAUGUGGAAAGUUAUUUCAUCAUCAGAUAAUGCUUUUCCAGUGGCAUAUUCAUAACAAUAUAGUUUAUACAAUAAGAAGUACUUAAGUGGGGUGUGUUACUGUCAAAUUUCAACGUGCUAUAAAAGGAAAACUUUAUCUGCUCGCUCAGUUUUGAUGCAAGUAUUAUAGCAAAAAUGAUUAGUGAGCAUUAAAAAGUCUUUGUUUAAAAUGAACUAGUCUUUCAUUGCAUGCUGGAAGAGCCCCUAAACAUACUUCUCUCACAGCAUCAUCGACUUAUGAUUCAGUUUCCUCUUUAAAGACUGUGGGCCGAGACUGUAAAGCCACAGGCUGACAAAUGUUUCAUGUGGCUGGGGGCAUAUGCUCUGCUGAGUCAAGGCAGGAAGACGAGUGCAACUCAUAUGAGACACUGCCAUUUAAGUUGGCCUCUUUGUGUCUAUCUUACCUGCCCACUCGUUUGAAACUGGGAGCUGUGGGUGGAAUUUAAGGGUAAUCUGAAGAUCUAAAUUGGGAACAUAAGUGGGCUUGCUGAGUAAAUGAGUAAGAAUUUGACUUUUGACUGUGCUGAAUUUGUCAGUUGUGUGUCAAUGAGGAAAUCCUUGAAAAACUCGAUAUCAGCACAUUUGUAGUGUUUGUCCAAAAAGUAUGAGAGAGAAGAAGAGAUCUACACUGAUGAAGGUGGAGACUAUUCUAAAGAACAUGGAUCACCCACUUCACAACACCUUGAUGGACCAAAGGGCCAAUGGUGGUGGACGGCUCCUCUCUCUUCGCUGCAGGACAGAAAGAUAGAAAUGCAAGGUAGUAAAGUGCAAGGUAUGUACAUAUGUGCAGUGCAGGUAUGAACUUAAUAUACUAAGAAUAAGAAUAAGAAGAACUUUAUAAAUCCCUGAAGGGAAAUUCAAACGUUUCCCAUGAUGAUUGAUGGAAGAAAGGGUUUAUAUCGCCACCUCCUAGCAUUCAGCUUUGCCUUCACCUUUGCACCAGCACGGCAACCACGAUAACACCUCCUGAUGUCCUCUGGAAUUGAAUGUUGUUGUUCAGAUUUGCUUUUCCUCAAUGAAAGGAGCUCUUCUCUUGAGUAAACUCUUCGCCCCGCAGAAGUAUCCAUCAGCAGCCAGCAAAAUGACAACAAAAAUGUGAAAAAAUCUAGCAAAAAUCACAAAUAAUGCAGAGAGACCAGACUUGCAGUAACCUCUCGGCUUAAGCCCAUCAUUUGAAAUAUGUUAUUACUAUAUAUUUUGUGCAAAAAAUAUGCUAAAAAUAUAUAAAGUUCUUCAUAUUCAUAUUCUUAUUAAAUAUUCUGUCUGCACAGAAAAUGUAGAAGCCUGUUUCAAAUUUAUGGGACUUGAUUAUAGUGCACACUGUUUUUAUUUUUUUUAAUAUAUAUGUCCUCCUGAUCUUUGAGUUUCAUGGUGUUUUGUUUGCAUUGCUGAGGACUUGGCAAUUUCACCUUUAAUCUGGUUGAUGAUGGUAUGUCAAGCAGGCGUUUCAUCACAGCAAUGGUAUUUUUCAUUGUCAAUGUGGCAUGUUAUAUAACACAUAAAAACGAACACUCACCCUGCUAUUGUGUUAGGUAUUCAGAGAUCAUGUUGUCAAAGCCCUUCCACUGAAUCUUCAACUUCUCCAGCACCGACAACUAUGACGUAAUGUGUUUCAUUUGGCAACUUUAUCAUGCAAACAAUUUCAUCAUCAGUCGCAACCAUUUACAAGGAAAAAACCAGACAGGCGCCCUUAUUGGUCGGUUGCAGCUGUCAAUCAAAGCGAGCAUGUGCGUCAUUUCCGUUGUCAGGUGGCGCUGUCGCUGUGGAAAGAUGCGAUCAGCGAAGAGCGGAGGCUUUUCCUUAAUUGCUCAUUUCGGUAACAGAGGCUAAACAACCCCCCGAAACCUGCCCUCUGUGGUCUCUCCCGUCGAAGCGACAAGCUCCGCUCAUCCACAACAGCUUUUUGACUCAAGAAAUGUCCGUGUUGUAAGCGAACGACGCAGACUUUACCCGGCGGUUUUGGCUCGAGGUAAGCGAGGUGGCGACUCCACAGCUAUCCGGGCUAGCCAGCUGUAAUGUUACCUAACGUUACUUUGUUUAAAUGGCCUCCCGGCUGCCCCUGUAGCCUCCGGCUUAGCGAAAGAUAACGACGCUGCUCAGCAAUUUAACACUUUACUAUCGUUGCACAAAAGACUUACAAGCUUAACUAACCGUGUCCUCUUUCUGCUCGGUGUAGUUUGCACCGUAAACCGAACUCCGUGUUGUGUUGUGUUUCUUGUGUUGUGUCCCCUUUGUGUAGCCGGUGUGCCUGGAACUGUAAAAGCGUCUUUAGCUGAGGAUUUAACUCGGCUUUUGUUGUUGUUUAAAGUUUGUAUGUGGCCCUGAGCUGACUAAUAUGUUACCCUUCUUAGAUAUUUACACGGUGAAAUAGGAAACCGUCUGCUUCCAUUUAAAUAGCCAGACGUGGUCCGCAGAGACGCACGCCGUGGUGUGCGAAAUUGGGUGUUUGGACCUCUCAGCUGUAGUAUUUGAGGGUAAAUUAUGAUACUACUUCGAAAUUAAGUUAUUGUAUACUAGUGGAGUUGUCGUGCACACGCUGGAAAGACAUACAGUCAGCGUUUUACUCCAGGACUGUGCGCUGUCCAGACUCUAUGGUCGCAAAAUGGCACCAAACAACGUGUGACAGACUGUGUGCAUAUGAUUUGUUUUAUCGUCUUGUGUUUUAUAAUGAGACCAUGUGUGCACGGAGCUGUUGUUGGUGUAGCUGCUGUAGUAAUGUGACCAGCCUCUGCAGGUUUGAUAUCGGUGUGUGUAAGUGUGUGUCUGAGCUGACACGAUUGAUUGACAUUUCAUUCACGCAGCAGAUUUGUGUGUGUGUGUGUGUGUGUGUGUGUGUGUGUGUGUGUGUGUGUGUGUGUGUGUGUGUGUUUGACCUUCCAGUUGCUUCACCUCUUUGUCACUGACCGGCCAUAACAUUAGGAACACCUUGACUAUCUGUUUGCAAUCCAACAGUUUAACUCUUAAAUUGAACUGUGAGGAAGACCCUUUAUUUUCAGUGUUUGUUGACAUGAUCACACAGGUGAUUAUUGAAGACUAUGUGAAUGAGGGUGUAUUAGAAUCAGAUUUAGAAAUACUUUAAUAAUCUCCAGGGGGAGGUUGCUUUUGUUGCAGUACUCCAGUGCAAAUACAGUCAAAGUAAAAACAGUAAAAGAGGAGAUAAAAUAGAUAGAAUAAGUAAAAAUAUAGAGAUAAAUGGAUAAAAUAGGUGUAAAAAUGUAUAGAGAUAAUAUAUGAGUAUUUACACUAUAAACUAGGGCCGACCGAUUUAUCGGCGAGCCGAUUAAAUCGGCUAAUUUAAGCCCGGUUGAGACAAAUCGGUAAUCGGCCAAAACCUACCGAUUUUCGCCGAAGAAUCGUCCGAUUAAUCGGUUAUCGUAUUUCGGCAUCUGCCCCAAAAAAUCCAUAUCAGUCGGGCCCUACUAUAAACAACACAAAUAGUGACAUUGUAUUGGAAAGGUGAAGCAAAACAGUAGGAACACCUUUUAGUAUAAUGCACUCCAGCAUUUCUCCAACAAAUAAUGCAUAAGCUUUCUAAAAGUGGAAUAUCUUGAGGGAGCUGUUGCAUUGGAUUACACUAGAUUGCCCAGUUGUUCUCGAUGUUAUAACUGUGGGUGUGUGCAUUCAUAGAUACACAUCGUUCUCACUCUCUUGGCUUCAUCAUCCAUCCAGAUUUUCUUACCCAGAUAUGUUUACUACCUGCUCUACUGUCCUUAUGCUUCCUUUGUCCGUCCUCAUACUUGAUAAUACAAUCAAGCUGUUUUCUUGCAGAGCCAGACAAGUGGCAUUGAGUCUGGGUGGGUGGAUCUUGAGACUCCUACGUGGUUGUUUUGUUCUGAUUCUAUUUCAGGAGCCCACAUUUCUCGUGGGCAACCGGCAGCGUGUCUCUCCUCCUUUUGUGUGAUAUGAUUCAGAGGCUGUAUCUGUUCUUGUCCUCCCUCCGGUACAGUCAGAGGCAGAGGCAGUCUUGCUUGCCAGAUCGCUGGCUGUGCAGAGAGGCACAGCAGCGUCAGAAAAGGAUAGCUGGGUGCUGUCAUCGCGCUGAUGUCAUUUAGGUCAGUGUGCAUUAGUUGGUUGCAUUGACCUUUGCUUUCUAGAUGUGUCAGGGGUUGGCUCUACGGCACUGCAGCUUGUGUUUAGUCGGUAGAUGAAUAGCCUCUGGUGCAUUUGCAGUGUGGAGUGUAGCAGUUUGUUUGAAUGAGUCAGUUUAACGUGAUAAGUCCAAAGUGCAUGAAUUUGUAUGUUUUUAACUAUGCAGAGAAUUGAAGUACAUGCAAGGUACACUCAAAGAUAACCUUGUUAGAAGUGUGCAACAUGAUGACUGAUGGGAGUCUUCUUUAUUUUUGCUCAGUCUGCUUAUUUUCCUCAAUCUAACGUCCUUUCUCGCACUCAACAGUUUAAAAUGCAUUCAUGUAGCAGCACUUGAAACCACACUUAAUCCUGCCAACCACUUUGGCCUCUGUUUUAUCCAUAGCGUUUGCCUCGUGCGCUAUAGAGUAAGACGUUUUCCUUACUAUUGGCAGCGUGACUUGGUGUCACUCUGACUUGUGCCAUAAAUGCUGUCAGAAAACCUCAGCUCAUCAGACUCAGUGGGUGAUGACUAGUGGAGAUGGAGACAGAUGGGCGAGAGACACGAUGAUGACACUGUCUGCUGUCUGGGAUCACAAAAAAGCCUCAUGGAAGUGAGAAUUCAUACCAGCCCUUACUGACUGCCAACUGUCCUGCCUCCUCGCUGCCCAAAAACGCCAACUGGCGAGUGGCUCACGAUUUGUUUUGGAAAAGGAAGAGCCUAAUUCAUAUUUGAAGAUGAGUUUUUUUCUGGCUUUUCUUCUUGCAAGAUCAAUUAUUUUAAAAUUUAACCAGCAUCCAGCUCACUUUGAAUUCUGCGAAUCUGAGUCACGAGAAUAUGGAUAACACGAUUCAAGGAAGACCCCAGAUGAUGUCUCUUUUACUCUCUCCUUAUGUGGAGUUUUACUUCCCUCUAAUUCGAAAAGACGCACAUGUAACAGACUCUAGGGCACAAUAACACUCCUACUGUUGUCAUCAGCGAGACAUUCAAGCAUUUCUGUCCAAUGGAAUCCGGGGACAGCAGCAGGGUGAAUCAUUCCUUUCGGUUCAAGGCACUACUUCCCUGUUACAGGAAACAGAUGGGGUUUCAUCACAUUGGAACUCAGUAUCAGUAAACAAAGCAUACCUCUCGCUCUCUGAGUUCUGGGAGGUAGAUCUGCCGCGGCGGUUGAAGCAGUUUGUGUAACGAUGAUGUGUCACGCUGUGUCACCGGCUCUUUUGACAUGUGGAUCUAGUUCCUUAUCAUGGUGUAAGGGCUUGGCUUUUUUUUUUUUUUUUUUCUUUUUGUUUGUUUCAGCCAUGUUCGAACACGCAUGUCCUCUCAAAGGAAGGUCCGUGCAGAUAAGCCGGCUGUACAGAUUCUGAGAUAAAACGCACAGAUUAAGAGCGGAAGGAUUUUCUAAGCCCGUGUCCGCCACAGCAGGAAGAGCUAAAGAUGGAUACGUGGUUCAGUCAGGGCUGAGACUCGAAUAAAUAAAUGCUCCUCUUGUUUAAAGACGGCCGGGCUUGUGCAAUGCAUUUACAUGUGAGCAGCAUUUUCCCAUUUGAAUUGCAGAUCGCGGCACGUUGCACUGUUGUGGAGAUUGAAUCGGAGGUGUCACCCUUGACGCCAGCAGCCAUCAUUUUGAAUGGCGCUGUAAUGGCCUCACAUUUACACCGAGGUGUUGGUAAAUGUGUGGGAGGGGUAUUUAAAAUAGGCUGGGAGGAGCUGCCCUGAAGUUUACCUCUGUUCACUUCUGUGCACUAAUCCCUCGGCAGCAACGGGCCUGCAGGACCACUGCGCAGGCUCUGAGUAUGAUCUUUAUAUCUGUUUAUUAUUUAUUCACAACAACUAAUUUGCUUCUCCAACAUUAGUGCUGUUUCUGCUUUUCUCGUCUGUCAGUGUUUUUGUGCAGUCACGUGCAUGCAAGUACUAUCUAACUUGACUAUUUUUAUCCAGCGUACUAAUCUGAUAAAUUCCCUUCGCAGAGCUCCACUAUGUCAAAGCGGCGCUCGUCGGAGAGAGGGGCUGGAGAGACAUCAGGCAGGGCCAGCAAGCUGCAAUGUCCGGGGAUAUCCGGCAAUAACGCCAAGAGAGCGGGGCCCUUCAUCCUCGGUAAGGAAGCGUGUGUUUGCACAGCCUUCAUACAGUAUAGACGGGUUUCUCACAAACUUCAUACGACUGAAAGUGUCUCAAAUGUACGGUUUCUUGAUCAUAUGGAGUGCAGGGAAGUAGGUGAGGAAUGUGAGUAGAUGCGAGGGUCGUGGGGUGUCUCUGUGAGUACGCCUGAGACAAGAAUGUGAAGAAUUUUGCUGAUCCCCAUGACAUCGGCCAGAAAGGUCUGCGUCUGUGCUGGAGCAAGGUUAUUUCCUCCCUCUGGAAACAAACCAAAAAAAAAAGAGUUCCUCUCUCCCAAACUUUUAUUCUUGACUGUUUUCUGCCACACAACUCCUCCACUAUUUGCUAUGCAGAGUGCCAAAGAAAACAUUACACUUGGGGGUGUUAAUGGGUGCGUGCACAUGCAGCCCUUAAUGAGUUGCAGUGUGAGCACACACUCCGGUAUCUAGCAUGCCUUUUGGUCAUGCAGCUGUUCUUUCUUCUAACUCUUGCAGGGCCUCGCCUGGGCAACUCACCAGUGCCCAGCAUAGUGCAGUGUCUGGCCAGAAAGGACGGCACUGAUGAUUUCUAUCAGCUCAAAGUAAGUCCGCGUUGUUCUUGUUGUUCUUUCUUCUACAAAUGCAACAUGGUUCAAUACAAUAUCAAACAUGAAAACAAAGCUAUGCCGUCCUUGUAGGUGGCUGAACCUUUGACCCCUCUUUGUUGGUGUUCAUUUUAUGGCCUGCUGUUUUCAGUCUGGUGCAAACAACAAAAACCUUCAGCCAGGCAAUCUGUUUAUUGGGGCUAUCCAGUGUCUGUAUCACGAGAGGUGGGGGCUACAGAAGGGGGGAAAAGGGAAGGGUGGAAGGUAGCGCCCCACCUGGAAUGUCGACUUUUAACCCUCACAACCAUGUAGUGAGUCAGUGCAGGACCCUCCUACCACCACAGCGCCUCAGUGUCUGCUUUACAGCGUGUUUACUUCACAGUAGUCUACCAGACUGAGCUGCUGCCCUGUUAUAACACUUCUAGUGUGUGAUUUAAACUUCAUGUUAAAUGUCAAACAAAACUAACCGAAUGCCAUGCCCUCAGUUGUUUUAAGGUUCUGUGUCAGGACUGAGGAUUAGCUCCUUACCAAAUAGAAAACUCUGCCUCUCAGCCGUCUGAUCCUGUAUGCGCACUCGUCUUGUGACCUCUAAUGUUUGCUCUGCUCUCGUGUGCGGUUACGGCAGAUCCUGACGCUGGAGGAGCGGGUGGACUCCGCAGGGGAGACUCAGGAGGAGAGGCAGGGGAAGAUGCUGCUGCACACAGAGUACUCCCUUCUUUCUCUGCUGCACAACCAGGACGGCGUCGUCCACCACCACGGCCUGUUCCAGGUAGAUUGGCACCUUGACAUAUUUGUGCAUAGUACAUAAUCAGCGAAAUGAUCAUCAUAACGGGAGGAAUGAGCUGUGUCUUGUAGUCUAAAUGCAUUAUAUAACUCUGCACAAUGUGGGCAUGUAAUGCACCAUGAUAAAUGCACCACUAUUACCAAGGGGAAGUUUCUCUCACUCUCUAUUCAGCUUAAAUUAUAGCGUCACUGUGCAAGUAGCAGCACGCUCUUCUAUCAGUGCAGAGGUAAGCUUAGCAUUAGUAAAGCCAGCUGCUAACAUUUGCUUUAUGAGGCUUCUGUCAAUGGAGAAGUGGGAGUACCAUUAAAAGGCAUUCUUAUCUGCAGUCCUGUCUAUUCACAGUCCCAUCCAUUCACAAUGAGCGCUCCCCCUCCCCGCCCCUCACCUGUCUUCCCGUCUGCCUCCUCCUUUAACUUUGUUAUUCCUCCAUCUGCCUUCUCUCUCUCUCCUCCGUUUUCCUCCUUUGUCUCUCUUUCACAUCCUGUCUCUUCUACUCUGCCGGGGUUCUCAGAAUAGCAGCAUUGAGCGAUGCACUCUGAUUCAUUUAGGCUUGCAAUAUUGAUUGGAUUAUUAUAGUGCAUCUCCACUGUGAGAGAACCAGUAAAUAAUGUACACUUUCAGAGGUGCUGACUGCAUCUAAAAACAAAUCUGACAACCUGAUACGGAAAUCAAUGAGGAGUGGUGACUCUGCUCAGACUGGAGCUGGUAGAAGAAGAAGAAGAAGAAUGACCUUUGUUAUUCGUCCUCCACCACCCGCUGUGGAGGGGUAGAUGCGUUUUAUUCAUGGCUUCAUGCAGGCUGAGAUUGAUGGCCUCUACACUGUUGGAAUCAAACUGAUCAGCUUGAUGAGCUAAUCUUGCAAAGAAACCCCAUUCAGUUUGAUGAAUGUAGAGGCGCUUCAAACUAUAUUGAUCAGACUUUGUUGGAAAGUGCCCCAAAAUACAUCAACAACUCUUUCCACUCAGCAGGUAAGCACUAGGAGUGGGAGAAAAAAUCGAUACAGCAUAGUAUUGCAAUAUUUUGGCCAUUGAUAUAUCGUAUCAUCUCAUUUUUUAAGUAUCUAUUAUCCAAAUGAAUUGCUAAUGUGAAGUCGAAUCUAUGAUAAUUGAAAACUAAAAUCAACUGUUUGUCAAUUGGGGUUAGCAGAGGUAACAAAUAUUUAUAUAUGCUUUGUAAGAUGUGCUACAUGAACAUAAAAUACAGUGUAAAUGAGACAAACAUAAAGGAAAGCCAAAUGCUAAAUCAGCUAAACAGUUAAAAAAAUCGUAUAAAUCGCGAUAUAUUGUAUCGCAAUACUCACUCUAUUGCAAAAUGUUAAAAAUCGCAAUAUUAUUGUACGGUGGCCAAAGUAUAGUGAUGUUAUCAUAUGGUGGCCCAAGUAUUGUGAUAUAAUUGUAUGGUGGCCCAAGUAUCGUGAUAUUAUUGUAUCAUGGCCCAAGUAUUGUGAUAUUAUUGUAUCGUGGCUCAAGUAUCGUGACGUUACCAUAUUGUGGCCCAAAUAUCAUGAUGCUAUUGUAUCGUGGCCCAACUAUCGUGAUAUUAUCAUAUUGUGGACCAAGUAUCGUGACAUUAUCGUACCGCGCACCAAGUAUUGUGAUAUUAUCAUAUCGUGGCCAAAUUAUCACGACAUUAUCUUAUCGUGGCCCAAUUAUUGUGAUAAUAUCAUUUCAUGGGGCCACUAGUGAUUCCCACCCAUUAGUAAGCACUAUCCUGAGGAUGGCUGCUCACACUUCUUAUCUGUUGUUGAUUCCCAGGAUCGAGCCUAUGAAAUAGUGGAGGACAUGGAGGCCAAUAAAAUGCGCAAGAUGAAGAAGCGGAUCUGCCUGGUGCUGGACUGCCUGUGCGCUCACGACUUCAGCGAUAAGACGGCGGAUCUAAUAAACCUUCAGCAUUACGUCAUCAAGGAAAAGAGGCUGAGCGAGCGCGAGGCCAUCGUCAUCUUCUAUGAUGUGGUGCGGGUGGUGGAGGCCCUUCAUAAGGUGAGUCGACGAGAAAACUGAAAUUUGCUAGAAAUCAUCCGAAACGGCCUUUUCCUCAGAGGAAUCGAGGAUAUUUUUCUCACACCACCUAAACCAUACAAACAACAGAACCUCUGCCAGCGCUUCAUUUCCAUUUAAGGGAGUGCUUAUUCCAUCCUCAGCUCUCUGUGUUUGUGUUGUGGGGCCAAUGUUCCUCCACAACUUACACACACAGUCAUGUCAAAUUCAACGCUUACUGCUACAUUAAUACAAGAGCUGUGUCCAGUUUGUUUCUGUGAGUCAGGACAACACAGCCUGGCGUUUUAAUCUUUCAAGAAACGAUUAAGAUAAUAGCUCUGUGUUGUCCUAAAUUGAUUUCCAGUAUUUUCUCUCUUUAUGUUGACAACCUCUGAUUGAUUAAGGAGAAUAUGAAGAUGAAACUGAGUUUAAAAAAAAUCAAUCUGGGGACAGUUUUAAUCAGUUUUUUACAGCCCAAAAGGUUUUCUUGGUUUUUCAAGUUUGGCCGCAGCGUUGUUUUUGUCAACCGAGGGAAAAUAGCCUUGUUAUUGUUAUCCUGUUGCACAUCCUCUCUGGUUACUCAUCUUCCAUGCUUGUGUGCCACUCCAAGAAAACAAACUGAUUGUUAUGAUACCAGUGAUUCACAAAGUACAAUUUAUCCAAACAUCUUUCUCCUCGCUUCCCUCCCUUGCAGAAAAACAUCGUACACAGAGACCUCAAGCUGGGAAACAUGGUGCUGAACAAACGGUAAGCGCAGCUUCCAGUCAGUCACUCAGCCUUGUCAAUCAGUUAUCCAGCCAGUAACCCCUCCUGUUACGCCCGGUCAGUCAUUUUAGCAUUCUAGUAAGUCAUCCCGUCCCUGCUCACGUGUAUGAGGGGCCUCAUCCGGCCCCAGCAGCCUGUAUCCCAUGUUCAUUUGGCUUCAAACCCGAGCAGGGGUCACAUUCUCAGACUAAGAGAGAGAUCAGUUGUAAGAACCUAAAGCCUCACUCCCUUGUGGCUGACUAUGAGUUGGUGUCUGUGCAUCGAGUAAAGCCCGAUGAUUCAGUCCCCAUGCUUGGGUUUUUUUUUCAAAGCAGAUAAGUGGACUCUGGUGGAGAAAUAAGCGACUGCUUUGUUCCCGGUGUGAGAGUUUUUGAGGUGGGUGCGCCCUAGCAAUUUUCUAGAGCAGGGAGGGUGAUGGUAAGGGCAUCUCAGGUCAGUCAGAUGGACCCUGCAGGAUUGAAAAGUCCUCAUCUGUAAAGUCCCCACCAAACACUAUGCAUAGAGAGCAUAUUGUCACUGUCCAAUAAAAAACAUGUAUCUCCAAAACAGUUUUAUUCAUAAACUACCUUACAGAAUAAACCCAAAACACUGUAAUUAGACACAAUCAGGACCUGAAAUCAAAAUCUAUUUACACAGUCAUCAGUGACCUGUUUGAUAUUUUAAACGGACCUACGUGCUUUACAUUGUGAGUGAUAGUGGACGUAUGUGUUGUUUUAAUAACGCUCCAAUGACUUUAAGUUGAUUUACGAGCUCCGAGUAUCCUGUUUAUGUCCCACUAUGUUGAUAAAAUAUUGAACAUUUCCAUAAAGCACAUUGGUUGUCAACCUUUUUGAGUCGCAACUCCCUAUUUAACAUACACUAGUGUCCGCGACCGAGUGUUAGGGAAAACAGCAGCAGAUUUGCCUUUGGGGAUGAACUUAAGCUCAAGAAAUCUAACGUACAGGUCAUGGUUAGAAAAAAGUUUGAGGUCGGCAUCAGUCGAUGUGAGGACAUUAGUGUAGCAUUACCCUGGACUGUAGUGAGUCUGUCACAGUGUAAAGUCUGUUUGCUGACAUGACAACGCAGGGCCAAGGCGGGAGAUACAUACUUUGCUGACACUUCCGACACCCAGUGGAGAUACUUGUUGAAAAGAUGAUGUUAUAAAAUGUCUUUCCAUGAGUCAUUUUGAUACCCAAAGCUGCAGAUUGUUAGGGAAGAUUAUGGACCAUGCAUGUAUUGAAAAAAGUGGAGAGUCGCUUUUUUUCAUCAGACAGCAACGAUAUGAGGGAUUGUCUGAGCGUCUCACUGCAUGGACUCUGCUUCUUCGGCCGCUUUUUGCUUUUUAAUCCGAGUUUCGCCAAGUUUAGAUGAGUCAGCCGGGUCUUGCAUUAACCUAUGCAGGGUUGCCUCUGCAUGCACAUUCUUGGAGACUCUGAUAAUCAUCCUACAAAGCAGGUCUCCUCAUUUAGAAGAACAUGACUAACACCAACACACACGCACGCUAUUCCCACACUCGCUUGUACACACCCUCAUACUGAUACAUCGAUCUUGCGUCACGCACAGCUGAGAGUAUUCAUAGCCUUAACUCACACUUUUCUCGGUCACUUCACGUGCAUUCUCUGCGUGUCUGAGUACGCGUAUUGACAUGUCACAUGUCUGGCUUAUCUUUUGUACACAUACACAUCCCAGACAUCAGAGCCUGUUGCGUGUUGCCUGCACCGGCAGAAGCAGCAGCAGCAGAAGCAGCGGCGGCGGCGGUGUUGAUGAUGAAACAGGAGAGUGUUUUGGCCAGAGGAGGAGGGUAGCUGGGCGAGGAGCAGACGAGUGGAACACUCAGUCCCAGCUGGAGACAAAGGAGAGGCCUGCCAAGGGCCCAAUAGCUCAGAGCUGACUCACACCGCAGUGCACGUCACACACACACACACACACACACACAUACACAUGCACUCAUAUAGUCAUCAUUAUUUUGACUUCAACUCUGAUUUUUCCCUGUUUUCUUUUACAACCCAAUCCCUUUCCUGCUUCACUUGUCUUUUGUUUCGUCCACUUAAUCAUAUCCUCUCUCCUGAUUUUCACUUUUCCUGUGUCCUUUAUGCAUCAUACUUUUUUGCUUGCUUGCAUAUUUCCUCUCUCGCUCCACCCUGUACGUGUGCAGUCACUAUGGGAAGGAUGUGCUCGUUUUAGAUGCAAAUAGUCCCGAAACCCCCCCCCCCCUCUACCUCCCCUGCUUCUCGGCGUCACGGUGGGAAAUGCACCGAAAGCCAUCAACAAGCUCAGCAGUUUGUGCAAGAAUGAUGCGAUUUCCUCUUGCAGAGCCAGCUGUUAUGAAAGCAGGAUGUCAUAAAUCAAUCUGCAGGGUCGUUGACUUCCGAAAGCUUCAAAAAUGUACCUCUUACAUCGACACAGACGCACCACAGCGAGGUGUCUAUUCUUGUCUCGUCAAGAUUUCUUGACCCCGGGUGGUUCCUGUCCGUGACAUUUUAAAGUCUGCACCAAAGUUUGAUCAAGUGGAGCACCAGUCAAAAUUCAAUCACAUAAAAUAAGCACAAAAACUCUUUCAGCAGAUGAGAUUUCCCCCUAGUAAAGUUCUCCAAAUCAAUGGUUCUGAGAAGUUAAAUUUGCAGGCUUCUGCGGAAGCUGCCCUGUGUUUAACCUCCUUUCUCGUCAGCUGGGUGUAUUUUCAGCAAAACGACGCAGGCAGGGCGGAGAAGUCCCAGGGGCUGUUUGGGUUUCUGGUUUCCUGACUUACCCCAGGGUCAUGUGACCAGGAAGCGAAGAGACGGUGCAGUCUCUUUUCAGCCCUCAGGGACCCUUGCCUCACGAGGCAAACAUGCAAUUUCAUUUACCCAAUCUCCGGCGCAAGAAUAGAAGCCCGGGUCGUGACGCGCCCAGACAAAAGGACAGACUCAUCUGUGAAGGAAGCUUUUAUGUCGAGGGUCCUUGAAGCAUCGCGCUCUGUUCCUGUAGCCCAUCCUUACGCAGAUCACAAGGCCACUGCGUGCUUUAGAGAGACUCGGAUCACAAAAGAGGGUGAAGGGUUGGAUCACAGAAGAAGCAGGAAAUUAUGUGAACUGAAUGUUCUCGGGGAAGAUCAAGACUGGAGUGUUUGGAUGAAAAUUGAGUGUUUGACAGGAAUUGGCUCGAGAGGAUGUAACAGGAGCAGCGUGUGUGUGUGUGUGUGUGUGUGUGUGUGUGUGUGUGUGUGUGUGUGUGUGCAUGUGUGUGUGAGUGUGUGUGAUGGAGCAGGGUGUGAAAGUGAGAGAGAAUAGGGGAAGCUGUUGACCUCAGGCUUUUAGAAAGCGGAUGUGGGUGAGAAGCGUGAUCCAGAGCGGACCCAGGCUCUAGACCAUGGUCAUGUGCUUUAGUGUGUAUCCCAGCGUGUGUGUGUGUGUGUGUGUGCACGCUCGCCAUGGGACUGAUCGUGUGGGCGCAGUUGAAGUUGCGUGUUUGUGUACAUAUUUGAAAUCUUCGUGAGCUCCAUAUAUCGGUUUGCCAGCCCAUCGCCAUGCAGGCUGAGUCAUCGAGUCAAUUAUCCCAAACCACAGGUUGAGUCAUAUGUUUGUCAAAGUGCAGCGUGUUUUUUUUUUUUUUUUUAUUGAACACAGAUACAAAGCAGUCCAAAGUCCUCUCAGCUUUAAUACUGUUAGUUUCACUCGAUCACAAGUUCACUGGAUUUACCUUAAUGACUCAGAGACAAAAUCCUCACAGUGUUUCCACAGAAACCAAACGAAAUCAAACUUUGCAAACUUAAAGCUCGGGGUUGUCCUUUUUCUUUUGAAAUGUUUCAAGUUUAAUGUCGAAAGACGGCCAUCAGCUGCAGCAGAAAUGAUGAGGAUAGUGCACUUACUGUUUUAAAGAGGGAAUUUCUCAUGUGGAGAAAAUCGCCCCUGAUUCAGGAUACUAAAGAGUUCAGAAACUGGUGGACAGUUUAAAGGUCUUAAAAGCAGCGUGAGGAAUUUAAGUGACUUUAAGAUCUGAUCGAAAAUUCUGGCAAACAUGUUUUGAAAUGAAAAUUCUCAGUUUGCAACAGAGAGGAAGAGUCAAAUCAUGAACAGAGAGGAGUCUAUGAAAGAUUUUCUACAGACAGAGAUACUUCUCAACAUUUUUAAGACCCCGAUCGGAAAAUGAUUCAGAAUCAUGUGGCGUGACUGCGAGUAUAAACCAGAAGGGAGACUUUCUUCUUCUUCUUCUGCAGCGACAGGCUGUGCAUACCCCGCUCCGCACCAGGCAGUCCUAUGAUACUGAUGUAUUUUCGAAGCCCAGUGAAGCGAGAGAUUAUUAAAACAACUACACAUGCUAGCAAGUUCUCCCUGCUUCUGUCAGCCUGUGUUUCCUUCAUGAUUCGGGACAGGCAGGGGUUUUGAACUGACUUUUAAUAUGCAUUUGCCAUCAUUUACUAUCUGAUACUGACUCAGAAAUGUACGUUUUAAAAGGUACUUAUCAAGCGUGCUGAUAAUUUAUUAUUAUAAUAUAUAAUUUUAUGUGUUUGCAGAACUCACCGAAUCACUAUCACCAACUUCUGCCUGGGAAAGCACCUGGUGAGUGAGGAUGACCUGCUCAAAGACCAGAGAGGAAGUCCAGCCUACAUCAGCCCCGAUGUUUUAAGCGGUGAGUAAAAUAAAAAAGCAGAUAAUUCACCUGCUUCAGACAGUCUGAACGUCAAACUGUGUGCUUUUCAGACUUGUGAGGAAAGUGCUGAAAAGAAGUGACAGACAUCCACGGUGGGUCAUCGCCACACCGCUUUUGUCACUUUCAAAAACUGUCAAUCCAACAGUCACACCUGUUUUUUUUUCUGUGACCUAUCUUGCACGGACAGGUGUGAAAACCUUCCUUGUUGCCCUAGAUUUGCCACCAUCUUCCAUGAGAGGAUGUGAAAAAUGCUUCAAAGAGUCAUACCUGCAAAUUAAACACAUAGGUUUGGUAUUUUGUGGUGAAAAACACGAUAAUUCUGGUAAAAAAGAGAAGGCGUUGUUGAUCUGAGUUCAUAUUAGAUCCUGGGAUUCUUCCAAAAAGAAUUGCAGAGCAGCAAUUAGUAAGUCUCGUGUUUUUAUUUUCCGGUUAUUAGGCAAAAGGAAAGAAGUUAUGUUGCAAUAUCGGGCUGCCAAACACGAGGAAUAGCUUAUUUUGAGUAAUCACAGUGAUUUUGCAUUUUCUCUAAGUAUGGUCUGCAGAGGAAGCUGCUUUUGGCUUCGACAAGCACAUUUUUUUUCUUUGUCUGAAAAAAGAAAGCAGAAAUUCAUUAAUUUUGUCGAGCUUCACUGCAUCUGUGGUCUGUUCACGACUCCAUCCCAGAACACGGCCUCAAAAAACACGUCAAAGAAGACGAAGAGGAAUCCUUCAGAACAGGAUUUGUUCACUUCCAAACGCUGCUGCUGUAAAUAAAACGCGGGUGUGUAUAUCAGCAUAACGUGACAGGCGCACAAUUAAACAGAGCUUCAGUGACUCACACACUGAUGACUCACUGUAGGGAAACUACUCCCAUCAACCCCCAUCCCCUCCCGUUCCCAUCCCCCGCCUCUGUGUGUGUGAGUGUGUGUGUGUGUGUGUGUGUGAGAGAGAGAGAGAAGCUUUAACAUAAUUGCUUGCUGCUGUUACUACCGCCUGCCUGACUGUAAUAACACCGCCUUUGGUCAUGCAGAGCCGUGAAGCUCCACCCUCCCAAGUGUCGGUUUAUUCAUCAAAGAUCCGCGGCUGCAUUAAUGGAUUAGGAACCUUUUCUUAAAGUCGGUAUUGUGCUGGGAAUUCCUAGGACAUCUCAUGAAUGCGAAGUCAUCACCUCUGUUUGUUUUUUUGCUCAUUUCGUUAACCAUUAGACCUUGAAGAGCGACUUGAAAUAAGCCGAGGGCUUGAAUCACCACUGAGUCACCACAGGACAGAGCAGGGCAGCAUUUCAGCCGUCACAUGCUGAUUGCUAACUAGAGGACUUAACCUAUCUUUGAAGAAUCAAACACACUCAGAAACCAAACCAGGUUUGGCUUCACACACUGACCCCGAUACCCUCUCCUCUGUGUCUCCAGGCCGGCCGUAUCGUGGCAAACCCAGCGAUAUGUGGGCGCUCGGUGUGGUCCUGUUCACCAUGCUGUAUGGCCAGUUCCCUUUCUAUGACAGCAUACCUCAAGAGCUCUUCAGGAAGAUCAAGGCUGCAGAGUACUCCAUCCCAGAGUGAGUGCUCGUCCUGUGCAUCAUUUGAUUCAUCGUAACAGAUGUUGGAUUUUCCUCUGUCACAAAAUAUUGUUUUUUUAUUUGCUUAUUUGCAUCUAUGAUCCUGUAUCAAGACGCUAUUUUGAAGAAUGGUUAUAAAAAUUCAGUACACAUCAGCAGCUUUGUUGAAGGAGUAAAUAAAACCGCCUGUUUUCAUCACAGGGACGGACGUGUGUCUGAAAGUACCGUCUGCCUGAUCCGAAAGCUGCUGGUGUUGGACCCUCAGCAGAGGCUCACAGCAGGAGAGGUGCUGGAGUCUCUCAGCGCCAUCAUUGCCUCAUGGUAACUGCUCCCCCUUCUGGAUGUUUGCAGUGUUACAAUUUGAUUUCUCUAUUUCUGGCAGAACUUGACUUUAAAAAUCAACAUAUAACCACAAAAAAAUCUGCCAUUAAUUAUCAAUCAAUCAAAUUUUAUUUAUAUAGCGUCAAUUCACAACAGUCGUUAUCCCAAGACGCUUUCCAAGGAAAAAGAGCAGGUCUAGACCACGCUCACUAUCUGAACUAUCAAGACCAUACCUUCAGAUGGGACAGAUUUGACCCUGAGUGAUAGUGGCAAGGAACAAAAUUCCCUUUUAACAGGCAGAAACCUUGGGCAAGACCAGACUCAAAACAACAUAUAAACACUGACUUCCUAUAUAGUUGGUUUCUGCUGUGCUGAAUUGCACACCCUGCUUCGAACUUCAAUCAAUCAGUCAAUCAAUCAACUUCAUUUCUAUAGCACAUUUAAAAGAACCAUGGGGUAGCCAAAGUGCUGUUCACUGCGACAUAAAAACAAAUAAAACAAGCAAAGAACAAGAUAGAGCGAGCAAAAAUACAUAAAUGUAAUAAGAAAAUAAAUAUAUAAAUAAGCAGGCUCACGGCAAGUGCUAAGAUGAUAGCAAACAAAAUAACACUAAAAUGUAUGAAAAGCCAAGGAAUAAAAGUGCGUUUUUAAAAGGGAUUUAAAAACAGAAAACAAGGAGGCCUGUCUAAUUCUCAAGGGCAACUCGUUCCAGAGCUUGGGAGCAGCUGCGGCAAAUGCUCCGUCACCCCUGAGCUUCAGCCUUGUAUUUGGGACCAUCAGUAACAGCUGAUCAGCUGAUCUUAGGGGUCGGGGUGGGCAGUAAGGCUGGAGCAUCUGGGAAAUGUAAGGUGGAGCCAGAUUGUUCAGGCCUUUAAAAACAAAUAUUAAAAGCUUAAAAUUAAUUCUGUUCUGUACAGGGAGCCAGUGUAGGAAAAUAACUUAUCUACUUAUUUUGCUUAUUUCAGAUUGUUUAAGAUUUCUAUGUUUAAUUCUUGUUGUCUUUUCUCAUUCACAGGCAGUCGGUUUCAUCAUUGAGUGGCCCUCUGCAGGUGGUCCCCGAUAUUGAUGAUCAGGUCAAUCACCCAGAACAUCUGCAAGAGGUAUUCAUCAUUUCUGCCACGAUGUCUCAAAUACUUAUUUCUCUAUUGCUGCGGCGCUCUGAUCUGAGUACAUUUCCCCUCCUGCAGGCGAAGGUAACAGAGGAGUCUUCGCAGUACGAGUUUGAGAACUACAUGCGCCAGCAGCUGCUGUUGGCCGAAGAGAAGAACACUAUCCAUGAGGCCAAGAGCUUUCUCACCAAGCGCCAGUUUGGCAGCAUCCCACCUGUAAGGCGCCUCGGCCACGACGCCCAGCCUGUCAGCCCGCUCGAUGCUGCCAUCUUGGCACAACGUUUCCUCCGGAAGUAG
This is a messenger RNA of Xyrichtys novacula (pearly razorfish), 25966 nucleotides long. The record is from the annotation of a GenBank genome assembly. Lineage: Eukaryota; Metazoa; Chordata; Actinopteri; Labriformes; Labridae.